UGCUCUUCCUCAUUAAAGAUGCAGCCACCUGCUUGCAGUUAUCCUCUGGAAAAGGACGAAGUCACACCCGAGGAAGAGAGGCACCUGAAGGCGGAACUGGAACAACCUCAGUGCGGUCGGGAGAACAGCAACUCUGACGGCGUCCCCUGGAAGCUUCCAGCAACCGGGCCUCUUAGUGGCGUGGAGAAGACGGAGCCAUCCUUCCCAGAGGUGCAGCGCCCAGACUGCGGGCCCUCUCCUCGACCCCCCCUAGAAAGCCUGUCCAAGAAGCACUGUCAGAACCAGGGGAAACUUCUCCACUUUGACCGGCUAGCCCCGGACCGCGUCUCCACCUCGCCCACACUGAGGAGGUUAAGAGGCCGCAGCUGCGAGAGUGUGCGCGGGCUGCGCACCGCACUGCGCAUGCGCCGCCUCAGCCGGCGGCCUUUAAAGGGCCCGCCUGGGGGCAGCUGCAAGGAGACUUCCGGCUCCUCGCAUUGCUUUUCCGGCGCGCUAUUUGGAAGCCCCGAGGAGUCUUCGCGCUCCCUGUGGCCCCUGAGACUCCACUCGAGAUUGCCUCCGGAACCCGAAAGGGCACUCAACGCAGCCGACUCGUUUGAGCUCCAAAUGGCGCCCAGUGAUGAGCUUGCCCUUCCCGUGCCUCAGCCCCUCAACGAGGGGUCGCUUCCUCAGGCCUCCCUUCCACGGAGUGGAGGCCAGCCAGCACCCAGCCGCGCCCCACAGCUCCCCAGGCGUCAGAGAGAAGAAUUGCAUCAGUCCAGAUUCUACGAGCACAGGAGGAGUUCUGUGGUGCUCAACUCAUCUGGACUUGAGGUGUUCCCCAGGGACCUUCUGGUGUCAGAUGGAGCUGCCAAUUACGUGUGCCACCCGCUUCUGCUGCUGAAUUCAGAAUCCAAAAAGCCAAGAUGGCCUUUCUCCAAGAGAGGAGUGGUGAGGGGCAAAGACAAACACAAGCACAUCUGCCUCUCCUCUUUGAAGGUUACAGACUUCAGGGACUAUGGGUUCCACAGACUGAAGGAUAAGACCUGGAAUGAAGUCGUGGAAACACAUCAAAAACUUCCUACUAAUCAAUUAGACUUGAGAAAGCAGCAAGAGGCUGUGUGGGAACUCUUCACGAGUGAAUGCACUUAUUUCUUGGACCAUUUAUUAGUUCUUAAGAUGAUCUUCAUGAAUACAUUAAAAUACCUACAGACUCAUGAAUAUCUCCUGGAUGUGGAUUUAUGGAGACUUUUUGCAAACCUGGAGGAGUUAAGUCAGACAAGCUUUGGUUUUGUGAACAGUCUUUUCCACAUCUUCAAGGACUAUGUCGACACUUCUGAGACUUUACCAUCGUUGGAUUUCAUUUCUGUGCUCACAAAGUAUUUCCAAGGAAGCCUGUGUCAGAGCCACCAGACCUACUGCCUGAAUUACUCAGCUGCUGUCUUUUAUCUUGAGAGUCUGAGGCAGAGAGGGGACUUCGGAAUUUAUUUAAAAUGGUGUGAGGACAAUGAACAGUGCAGACGCCUUCACCUACCUGAGCUUCUAGUGGCCCCACUACACAGGCUGACUCAAUACCCCUUGUUGCUGAAGAGCAUCUGGAAAAGGAGUACAGACUCUACGGAGAAAAUCAUGAUCUACUCCAUCAAGGAAAAAGUGACCCAGAGCUCCAGGGAUCUUGAAGGAAAAGUGAAGUAGCUUGGCAAUUUUCAAAAAUGCAGACAUCUACAGGAGAUUAUAGUGUGGCCUCCACUUUGGGAUAGAGAUAAAAGGUUUUUCAUUCCAGAGUGCCUGAAACACGUUUUUAAAGAACACAUGGCAGAAAACAUCCUGUCAGCAACCAACAGACACCUUCUCUAUGAAGGAAAAUUAACUCUUGCAGAAAGCACAAGAUUCCUAGGUGUUUAUCUGUUUCUCUUUGAUGAUUUCCUCUUAGUUAUGAAAACUAAGCGCAACAAAAAGAAACUUGGAGGCUCAGACCCGGGUUUAAUGUGCCCUUCACUUAUUCCUGAGCUACAAACAGUAAUCAAAGAAGGUGGUUCAUGUAUGGUACUCGAUCAGCCCAUUCCACUAGACAGAUUGGUUGUCAGAGGUCUCGAUCCACUCCACAUGUCAGUCUUUGGGCUGAGAAACUCUUUCCUCAUACAACAUGAAAACAGCUAUCAACAGUGUAUAGCAGCAUUCUUAUUACAAGCCCAAACAGAAAACAUCAAGAAAACAUGGAUUGCACAAUUAACAGCAGCAAUCUCUUGCUUCACCAAGAGUCAGGAAACCAAGAUGAUGUCCAUAUUCACUUUGCCUGCAGAAUCCUCGGAAAUUUAAGGACCCAAAACAAGUGGCACACCUUUUUACACGUUGGGGAUUAAGGUAUUCUUUCAUUCAAACUUGUAACACUUACCUAGUGAUGAGCUAAAAGAAAAUGUGCAUUUUAAAGAAGUUCCAGAAUUUAAGCUAGGAAAUUCCUCAGCGUAGAGUAAUAAUGGCUGCAACAAAUUUGAACCAGAAGGAAUUUCUUGGUAAGUGUAUACAUGCUGAUAUCCAGACUACGUUAUAAUGCUUCAGUCAGGCUUGCAAGAGGGGUGAGGGAAGUAUGAUGCUAUUAUAAUUCGUAAAAGGCGAAUGAUCAGGUAAAUGCAGUAUCAGGAGGAAAACAAUGCCCACUGCUUGCAUCUGAUAUGAAUUCUAGCAUCUUACUUUGUGUGUAUCUGUAAUGAAACCAAGUUUCCUACAUGACUUAUAAAUCAGCCUUACUGCUCUACAGUCCUACCUCAUACAAAGCUUGAUUGCUCUUUUAACAUACUAAGCAAUGAAUAAUAAGGUCUCCAUCUUAGUAGCAGUUUUUAAAUUCCUAGUCUCCAACAGUUUAUUUAUCUCAGGUAUACUUUAUAUAACUCUUAACAUGGAAGGAGAAAAUCCCAAAGACUAAAUUCCAUUGUUUUAAGAAAGAAAAAGCAAAUAUCUGUUCCAGUUUCACCAGUUAACAGUUUUACUUGGGAAAUUUCAUAGAAAUAGUAGGAUAUCUUUCUCUAAAUCUCACUUUUUGAAGAACAGUGGAGUUUGUCAUAAAACUUCUUUCUGGUUUUGAGUGUGUGUAUGUGUGUGUGAGAGAGAGAGAGAGAGAGAGAGAGAGAGGGGCACAGUACAGUUACUUCGUCUUAUUUGGCAGGACUUGAAACAUCAUUAGAAUUUCUUAAGAAAGAGAGCUUGAACUAUUAUCAUGGUGGAAUAUACUAUUAACUACAUGUAAGGAACUAGUUCUUAUAGUCAGAUUAUAUCAAAAGGAAAUCCACAGAUUUCAAUUUCAGACAUGGUACCUUUUUCAGUUUCCAAAAUGGAAGUAGUAAAUUUAUCAACUUGGACUGCAAGACAAAUUAUACCUUAACUGAUCUCCUUAAGCUGGAGAAUGGGAUAGAAAGGAUGAUGCUUGGGGAAGUCACAUGCACAGUUAAUUCUUUGAGAAAAAUGUGAUUUCACCAUGUAAACCAGGCAGUAUAGACAAGUGCAGCAUAACAGUUAUUUUCAAGGGCCAAGCACCAUUAGAAUGGAGGGUCACAGCCCAUGUAUAAUAAUGUCAUAUUUAUUAGGAGUAAGUGAAAAUGAAAGGAAAAUCAGGAAGGCAGUAACUAUGGUUAAUGCCUAAGAAUAAAUGAGAAAAAAAAGGCAAAGUACAGGAGAACAAAUUUCAAGUGAGUUCUUAGAGAUGAAAAAUAUGUACUUUUUUAGAAAAAAGUUAACAAUUUCUUGCAAGGAUUUCUAGAUAUCAGCCAACUUAGGAAAAGGGCAAUGGACUAGGUGAUCUCCCAAGAUUCCUUUUAGUCUGAGUCCAGUAAACAUAUAUUUGUUUAUAUGUAUAAAACUAUUUUCUCCCUUAAAUCUCAUUAAAGGAAGAAAAAGACUGACUAAAUUAACAUGUAAAUUUAAUUAGUUAAGAUGUAAAACAGCUUUUACAAAGAAAUAUUAGCACUUCUGUGUUCACUGCAGCACUAGUCACAAUAGCCAAGAUAUGGAAAAAACCUUAAUGUUCACCAACAGAUGAGUGGAUAAAGAAACUCUGGUACGUACAUACAAUGGAAUUCUAUUCAGCCUUGAAAAAGAAGGAACUUCUGCAAUAUGAAACAACAUAGAUGAACCUUGAGGACAUUAUGCUAAGGGAAAUAAGUCAGUCACAGAAAGACAAAUACUGCAUGAUUCCACUUAUAUGAGAUUUCUAAAAUACUCAAAUUCAUAGAAUCAAAAAGAGUGGAAUGGUAGUUGCCAGAGGCUGGGGGUAGGGGGAAAUGGGGAGUUACUAAUCAAUGGGCAUAAAGUUUCAGUUAAGCAAAAUGAGUAAGCUCGGGAGAUCUGCUGUACUGUACACUUUUACAAGAGUUGUCAAGAGGGUAGAUCUCAUGUUAACUGUUCUUAGCACAAUAAGAUAAAACUUAAAAGAAUAUACUAUGUAUUUAAAGUGAAAUUCUAUAAAGCUCACAAAAGAGCAUAUCUAAUAUAUAAUAUAUUAAGUGCUUGAGGAUAUACAUGUUAUUGUCUUCAGAGGGAAACACAGAGUAAAAUGAAAAAUCCCUUCUGGAACUUUGGUUCCCAGGGGAAAAAAAAAAAUCAGUAAAAAGCAAUGGUACAUUGAGCCUUUAAAUGGUCACCUGGGUAUUAAAUGUACAAUGAAAGAAGAGAUUAAUAUUGUUUAAUAUUUUUUAGUUUUAUUAUUUUUCUCAAUAAUGAAUGAAAUGAAAAGGGGCUGUCUCGAGCAAAAUAGCAUUAGUAAUUUCUCUUGAAAUAUGAACUUAAUUACUAUUCUUAGUUGAACAUUAAAGCACACCCAUUGUGAGGUUGGGCUUGACAUAUAUAUAUACACUAUUAAUACUAUCUAUAAAAUAGAUAACUGAGAACCUACUGUAUAGCACAGGGAACUCUAUUCAGUGCUCUGUGGUGACCUAAAUGGGAAGAAAAUCCAAAAAGGGAUAUAUGUAUACGUAUAGCUGAUUCACUUUGCUGUACACUAGAAACUAACACAACAUUGUAAAGCAACUAUACUCCAAUAAAAAUUAAUUUAAAAUAAUAAAGCACACCCAUUGUCUAUAUCCAAGUGCAAAGUUCUAAAUCUGUAAAUAAAUUAAUGUAAAAUGGCUAAUUUUUUAAAUAGACAAAAUAAUUUAGUCACAGAAUAUACUAGAAAUUAUUUUUUAAUAUCUUUAGCAUAUUUUUUAAAAAAGCAACAAUUCAAUAAAGGAUUCUUCCAUUGUUCUUUAUACAGAUUCAAAUGUUAUAUAAUUUAUCAGUUACAUUUAUAAUCAAUAACCUUCCACUCACUGAGUUUAGAAACCACAGUAUUUACUGAGCUAAACUCUCUCACAAAUAAGGCACAACUACAUGAUCACAAGUAGUAAACAACACAAUGAAUCCAAAAACUAAACAAAAUAUUCAUGCAAAAGUAUCUACAGAAGUUAUGAAUAUAUGAUCCAGUUCAAGAAGUACAGAAUGUCAUAUACAUAACUGCAUCAUGUUACAGUAAAUUCACUACUUCUACAGGGAGAGGACCUAGCUAUUUCCAAUUCUGCUUUAUACAAUUUUACAUAAAUUUAGUAAGUUUAUGCACAGUAUUCACAUUUGCAACAAUAACUGAUCAUUAAAAUUCAGGCAAAGGGCAAUUAAGACAAUAAUGUGUGGUACAUUAUAUAAUUACAGAAUACCAUUCAUCAAGCUCUUGUCUAGGAAUACUAAAUUGAUGGCACGUUUAAAUUUUGUGGAUCAAAUCAUCCAUGGUUUCAUAGCCAAAGUGCAUUUAAAAAAAACUGCUGUAGUCAAAUAGGUCAUGAAUAUCAAAAUAUAUGAUCAUAAUUUGCUUUCCACUUAAAAGCUAAACAUCUUUAUGCAAAUGCAAGGUUAAAAAAAAGUGGCUUUAAAGUUCCCAAAACUAUAAAAUAAUCAUAAAGCCUCUUCAAGAGAGAUGGGGAACUAACAAAUUUGGCAGUUACUAUGUAACACUACUAUGAAGAAACUAUUAAACUAGCUAAUUCCACAUUAAGAGGUAGUUGAACAAAAUUACACACUGCAUUGAGGUUGUUGUGUUUGUUUCCCUCUUUUCUUCAAAAUAAACAAAUCCUAUACCAGCAGCUUUGUCUUCUUUCUACUAAAAAUUCUGUAGGUGUAGGUGUAGUUUAUUGUACACUAACCCAGCAAGACUUGAUUUUAACUCACGUUUCUGUGCUUGGGUUUAGAAUUUACUAACAGGUGAUGCCAAUAGGCUUUGCAUUAGAGCUGAGAGCUGGGACUCCAUACGUGCCAGCUCUAAAUCACUGACAAAUAGUACCAGCAGACAUCUAAAAUGUCGAACCAGUAAGCACUCAGAAGAUGACUUUUUAAUUAAAAGAAACAGAAAACCCUUUAAUUUUUGUUUCCAAAACACCUUAUUGGUGGGAUUAAUAGCAAAAUAUUGUUUCAUUUCUAAAUAUAAUAGCCUAAUUAUUUGGGGCCUAGGAAGUGAGAUUAGCUAGAUGAAGAGUAGAAAAUCACUCAAAUACAUAUGGUUAUAUUUGUUGUCCCCACAAUUUUUUAUGAAUAUGUGGGUGGGGGGACAAGACAGGGAUAGGCCUUCAGUGCACCCAACUGGGAGAUGAGUGAACAAAUAUUCUAAGCCAGAAGAAUUCCCGUGAAGUUUCAUAUCAUAAAAAAAUAAUAACAAUAGUGCUGUGAAUGUUUUUCCAACAUGCUUAUUAAUUUACUUAUAAGUAUAGAAUUAAGACUAUUUGAAAGAAUUUAUAUGAAAAUGCAUAAAUAAUUUUAGCUCAAUUUUUAUUAUCCAACUUAUUUUUAAUAAAGAUCCACUGUAUUUCUUCAUUCUAUACGCUCAAGGAUAUAUGUUUAUUUGAGUCCAGGGACUCAAUCAGGGUCCUUAGUAGCUACUGACAACAGAGUUUACUUAAAUGGGUUUUUUAAAUAAUUAAAUGAAUAUAUGGCAAUCUCUUUGUUUGUAUACAUUAUAGGAAGAGCAUAAACAUAAUUUCAGCAUGAUAUUUGAAAGCAAGUGUACAUUAUAAACUAUGUAUUAUAAAUGAAAUAUUAGCUCCCAUCCUUCCCUAUUACCAAAUGAUUGCACUGAAUGAAUAUAUAGCUUUACUUUCUUCAGAGUAAUAAACCAAUAUUAAUGAGUUCUCUCUUCAGAUGUUCUCCAAUUUUCCAAAUUAAUAAGACUGAUAAAGUUCAAUUCCAUUGUUCAGCAUCCAAAUAAGCUAAUUUUUAAUUACCCUCAAUUUGCCAGUCUGUUUCAGUUCUAGUUAUAAUUUGGGGAUUCCUAAAUACAUCUGUUUUUGGCGAUACUCUAUUAUCCAACUGUUAUUUCAAGGUAAUUUCAUAGCAUUAUUUUUGCAGAGUAAACAGAUACACAGUUGAUAUGGAACCCCAAAUUCAGAACCUUUUAAAAUUUAAGUCAAAUUUAAAACUUAAAAAAUUUCUUCCCUAUUAGGUAAGAAGAGAAUAUAAAGCAGAAAAUAUAAAGCAGAAUAUUUAAUGUCUCCUUACCAUUUUGUAUUUGUUUUCACAGAUAAGACUAUAGCAAUAUCAGUUACUAGCUUUAAGAUGCAAAAUCUAUAAAACAA
Molecule: messenger RNA, 7565 nt
Organism: Orcinus orca (killer whale)
Lineage: Eukaryota; Metazoa; Chordata; Mammalia; Artiodactyla; Delphinidae
Gene: PLEKHG7
Product: pleckstrin homology and RhoGEF domain containing G7
Biological process (GO): Rho protein signal transduction
Molecular function (GO): guanyl-nucleotide exchange factor activity
Source: RefSeq, a predicted model, not a curated record